Cuscuta epithymum is the source of this 2193-nucleotide messenger RNA. The record is from the annotation of a GenBank genome assembly. NCBI's taxonomy places the organism in Eukaryota, Viridiplantae, Streptophyta, Magnoliopsida, Solanales, Convolvulaceae.
CCGGUAUGUAUCCAUGAUGAGGAAAGCUUCCGUUUCUUCCUUGAUCUUAAGCUUCUUCAAUCUGAUAUUCACAAAUACCCGUUGUGUGUGGAAUUUCCAAGCGAUAUUGCCUAUCCGCGCAUCGCUUCUGUAUCACACGCUGAUGUGUUUCACAGUCCUGUUUCAUCACAAGAAACAGACUGCUACAGACUGCAUUCCUCUUGCUGAAUGCAAUGAUGAUUCAUAUUCAAGCCCCUGUUCUGACUCUAUAUGUCCUCCAUCACCUCGUUCCCAUUCAUCUUCUUCUGAAAUAUAUUAUCUUCAUCAAAAUUCCGAAGUGAUCACUCAUUAUCAUCCCACUCAGAUAACUGUCGACGGUAUUUAUCAGUCUAAGGCAGACCUUAUCCACCACUUAAUGUUGUACGCCAUAGAUAAUGGUUUUCAAUACACAACGCGCACAUCAAAGAAAACUGAGUUGCACGUUGUUUGUAAAGGUGAGGAAUGCAAAUGGGCUGUGAGGGCAGUUAAGCUACGUGGGGUCCAAAUGUUUCAAAUCAGAAGGUUUGAUUCAUCCCACACAUGUUCGGUCGAUUACAGGCAAGGGAAGCAUCGCCAAGCAACAUACCGCACUGUUGCAGAACUCAUUUCCCAUAAGUACUUGGAUGCUUCUAGAAAACCAUAUGUACCAAAUGAGAUACGUGAUGACAUGAGGCUCAUGCAUGGCAUCUCCAUGUCAUACAAGAAGGCAUGGAAAGCUCAAAAGUUGGCAAUGCAAAAGCAAUUCGGAUCAGAUGCUGAGUCUUAUCAGAUUUUACCUUCGAUGGCGUAUAUGCUCAAGAAUGCCAAUCCAGGUUCAUUUGUGGAUGUUACAACAGAUGAUAAUGACGUGUUUCGUUAUUUUUUCAUGUCACUUGCACCUUGGAGGGAUGCAUGGAAUUUUUGCAGACCUAUUCUAAUUGUAGAUGGAUCGUUUAUGAAGGCGUACUACAAAGGAACGCUUCUAACGGCUUGUGCACAGGAUGCUAACAAUCACAUCGUCCCUUUGGCGUUUGGAAUUUGUGAUACCGAGUCUAAAGCGUCUUGGGUUUGGUUUUUUUCAAAAGUGGCUGAAUCACUAACAUUUCGUGAGGAUAUGUACAUUAUAUCUGACAGGCAUGAAGGUAUACUCGGUGCUGCUAAACAGAUUUUCCCCCAUGCUGGCCAUGGCUAUUGUGUUGAGCACCUUCGGCGUAAUAUGGUAUCCAAAUUCAGGGGGAAUGUCACUGACUUAGGUUGGAAAUUCAAGGCUGCAUAUAACGCUUCAACAAUCAAGGAAUAUGAAGAGUAUAUGGCGCUGAUGGAUUCUCAAGACGUUCGCAUACGACCUUGGCUAGAAAAAAUUGGUCCUCAUAGAUGGGCAAAGUGUAUGAGUGGGCCACGGCGGUACGAUGUGAUGACCUCAAAUUGUGCAGAGUCAAUGAACAAUGUCAGUGUUUGUGCAAGGGAGUAUUCUGUUUCCAAACUUAUUGACUUUCUUAGGGAACGAAUGCAAAAGUGGUUUGUUGAAAGAAAGGAAAAAGCUGAAAAGACUCAAACUAUUUUGACAAAGAAACGGGAGAAGCAUCUGGUUGCACUUCAAAGUCAAGCUGCUAAGUUGAAGGUCAAGCCUACAUCAUAUUUUGAAUUUGAAGUUGUUGAUAGGCAUUGUCGCUCAUUUGUAGUUGACCUUCAGGCUCGAACAUGCACAUGUGGAGCGUUUCAACUUAAUCACUUUGUUUGUGUCCAUGCGGUUGCUGCCAUUGGUCUCCGCCCACGUGAAUCUUGUUAUGAUUACAUUUCCAAGUAUUACACACGACAAUUUUGGCUUUCCACGUGGAGCGGUGUUAUGCACCCAGUAUGUGAUAGAGAUUCUUGGGUGGUGCCUCCCCAUAUAGCCAGUAUUCGAUGUAAACCCCCAUCAUGUACGAAAAGACCCCCUGGUCGUCCGAGGAAGUCAAGGAUACCUUCAGUUGGUGAGCAUCGUGGGACAAAACGACAAAGAUGUUCUAGGUGCCACAUCGUUGGUCAUAAUAAGAAGACUUGUCGCAAUCCAAUUCCAACAAUAACUCAUUAGUCAUAAUUUUAUAUUUGUUCCUAUUUCAGUUUUCAGUCUUAUGAACACGAUUGAACUCAUUGCUUUCAAAGUAUUUAUUCAUAGACAUGUCCUUGUUAAUGCUAAAAAAAAUCAAUUACUAG